Molecule: messenger RNA, 762 nt
Organism: Symbiodinium natans
Lineage: Eukaryota; Dinophyceae; Suessiales; Symbiodiniaceae
Source: the annotation of a GenBank genome assembly
AUGGCCGCAGCUCGGCACCAUGCAAGUCCGAAUUCCUACGUGAUGGCCAAGGAAGUGCUCCGCCACCGCUACGCAGCGCUGCUCAAGGAGCUCGGGGCGUCGCAGGUGGUCCUCUACCAGACCUGGUCAGGCCCCUGGCCUGAAGACAACGAGGCAGAGCAGCUCAAUCGAAGUAUGGAGGAGUACGCCGCAGCGCUGCUGUCGGCAGGGGUGCAGGCAGUGGUGCCUGCCAGGGUGGGUCACGCCUUCCUCCAUGUCCGAGCUGCACGGGCCGAGAAUGACCGGAUCUACCCAGCCUUGUGGAAGGAUGACAUGGGCCAUGGCUCGGCGUUGGCAGGUGCUCUGGCGGCUGCAGUGCUCGUCAGAACCCUGGGCCUGGAUGAGGGCCGUCCGCUGGGAAGGAUCCUCGAGGCCAUGCUUCCCGCAGCGUGGCGCACUGCCAGCCCAGGCUUCGCAGGCCAAGCCGAGUUUGGCCAGAAGGGCUGGCGAGACGAAAGUAAGGGUACCACUGCGGAAGUGAUGCAUCUGCUGAGCAACACAGAGGAGGACCUUCCUCUCAGCAAGUAUCCUCCCGGCAUGCGCACCGAAAAGCGCGACCUGGGUUUUGCCUUCGGCGACAUUCUUGCAGCGGCAGCUUUGAAGGCUGUGGACACAUGUGUAGUCGAUGUCCCGGCUGCCCGUUCAGGAACUUCAGGGUACGCAGCGCAGCUGCCUUCCGCAGCACCUUCCGAAGCAAGCAAGUCAAGGAGGUGGAAGCGCUGA